ACGGCGGGAUGCUGGAACCUGGCGCGCAACCGACCGUCCAAUCGCAAUGGAGGCCAAGUCAACCAGAGAUGAUGGAGCUGCGUAAGCAACUGGAUUAUCUGCUGGAGGAAAAAAAUAUCCGCCCAUCCACGUCACCCUACGCCGUUGGCCAAUUCUCUUCUCCCCAAAGAAGGACAGAGGACUACGGAUGUGUAGCGAUUAUCAAGCGCUCAACAACAUCACCACCAAGUCCCGUUACCCGAUUCCACAAGACGAUUUUUUCCAAGAUCGAUCUACAUGGAGCUGGUACUGACCGAAUUUGGGUUCCAUCCUACCAACUGUUACAUGAAUUACUGAUACAGGAGGUUCAUGACGCUAAGUGCUCAGGACAUUUUGGGGUUGAUAAAACCUUCAAAAUGCUCCAACAUCAUUAUUACUGGCCGAAUGCGAACCACGACGUGCAGCAAUAUGUGGCCUCAUGUCCCACUUGCCAACUGAUGAAAUCCUCUCGCCAAAAGCUAGUUGGAUUACUACAACCAUUAGAACCGCCCACCAAGCCCUGGACACACGUGUCCAUGGACUUCGUGACAGGACUGCCGGCCGGCGCAUCCCAAAAUGAUGCUGUACUCGUGGUCGUUGAUCGACUCAUGAAAAUGGCUCAUUUCGCGCCAUGCCGAACGACGAUCACAGCCGAGCAAACUGGCAAGCUGCUUAUCUCAACCGUCGUUCCCCUGCACGGAAUCCCGAAGGCGAUCGUGAGCGAUCAUGAUCCCCGAUUCACGUCCAACUUUUGGACGAAAAUGUGGGAACAAUACGGUAUGCGUCUCCAUCUGUCCACGGCUUACCACCCACAGACCGACGGUCAGAGUGAACAGACAAAUCAGACCAUGGAGCAGCUGAUACAGACAACCUGUACCGACCCGACCCAAUGGGAAGAUUCCCUUCCUUUGAUCGAGUUCGUGUAUAACAACGCCCCUUCGUCAACGACUGCCCAAUCAUCAAUCUACCUGAAUUACGCUCUAAACCCCACGACUCCCACUACACCGGUAGUUGAGAGCCCUGCCCCACGAUCGCAACAUCUUGUCUAGGAGGGGGGAAGGUGUAAGGAAAAUCCA
Messenger RNA from Closterium sp. NIES-67, 1094 nucleotides. NCBI's taxonomy places the organism in Eukaryota, Viridiplantae, Streptophyta, Zygnematophyceae, Desmidiales, Closteriaceae. The record is from the annotation of a GenBank genome assembly.